CUUCCCGCUAUGAAUAUUGGGCUUCAAAGAGGUACACUUCAACAAGAAAUAAUGGUAGGAGUUGGUAGCCAAUCACAUAACUUUGGUUGGACUAUGCAGAGCUGUGAUAUUCCUGGACCGAGUAGUGCUCCAGAUACAAGUGAAUUAGGUGGCGGGAGUAUAGUUCGAUAUCGCCCUACUCAAGUGGAGUCAUUUACAGAAAGAAAAGCACAAAAGGGGCGUAAGAAAGCUAUUGAAAUGGUAUUUGGUGAUUUUGAAACCUCUUUCAAGACAUUGCCCCGAUACAUGGCUGCCUUAAAAUAUUUCAAUCCGGGGACCGUUGUUGAGUGGGAGCACCAAUCAACUACAAUGCAAGGUGAACACAUCUUCAAGUUUCUUUUCUGGGCUUAUAAACCAAGCAUCGAUGGAUUCAAAAGUUGCAGGCCUGUCAUCUCAAUAGACGGUACUCAUCUGUACGGUAAGUAUGAGAUGAAACUGCUAAUUGCUGUUGGAAUUGAUGCGAACAAUAACAUUUUUCCACUUGCAUAUGCUAUUGUUGCACGUGAGAGCUUUGAGUCUUGGACGUGGUUCCUUAUGUUGUUGUGGAGACAUAUUGUUCGUGAGAGAAUAGAAAUUGGACUUAUUUCUGACCGUCAUCAGGGCAUCUUGCAAUGUGUCCAAACACAUGAUUAGUUACAACCACC
This is a messenger RNA of Lycium ferocissimum, 683 nucleotides long. RefSeq lists its product as uncharacterized. NCBI's taxonomy places the organism in Eukaryota, Viridiplantae, Streptophyta, Magnoliopsida, Solanales, Solanaceae. The transcript is spliced from 2 exons. The record is from RefSeq and is a predicted model, not a curated record. The coding region runs from base 10 to 672 and encodes 220 amino acids.